Messenger RNA from Babesia bovis T2Bo, 1354 nucleotides. Its product is annotated as putative aspartate transcarbamoylase. Lineage: Eukaryota; Apicomplexa; Aconoidasida; Piroplasmida; Babesiidae. Gene Ontology annotation, molecular function: aspartate carbamoyltransferase activity; amino acid binding. Bases 194 to 1345 code for a protein of 383 amino acids. The record is from RefSeq and is a predicted model, not a curated record. The transcript has 2 exons. Gene Ontology annotation, biological process: 'de novo' pyrimidine nucleobase biosynthetic process; amino acid metabolic process.
AUAAAGAAUACAAAGUUGUUUUAAUGAACACGCCUAUCUUCAUACCAUGCUAAAAAAGGCAGUAAUGUGUCCACGUUAUCACGAUAAAAUAUAACCUAAUCAAGCAGGAAUCACAUAUAUAAAUAUCGAAUGGAGGGACAAGGUAUUUUCUAGCGGAUAUUGUACACAAGUGACAUAUGCUAGCAAUAUACACAUGAAAAUGGCAAACUCAAAUAACCUAGUCAUGUCCAUCCUAGGGGCAGGAGCCGUAGGAGUAGCAAUUGCGUAUGCAGCGUCAAAGUCAACAAAAGUAAGAAGGUUCCUAGUAAGCUGCGGUAUAUGCAAUAGUAACCCAAUGGCAGAUGCAUUGGAACCACAAAUGAGAAAAGUUGCAAAAGCCAUGGGAUCAAUCAAUAUACUCUCAGUAGAUGAUCUCUCAAACCAACAGAUCAUAUGCCUAAUGGAACUGGCAAACUUCUUCAAAGAAAAAGUAUCGCAAAAAGAAGAUUGCCAAGUUCUACCAAAUAAUAUCAUGGUCACACUAUUCAUGGAACCAAGCACAAGAACCAGAUGCUCAUUCGAAGCAGCUAUGCUCAGGUUGGGAGGGAAAGUUAUAUCAAUUGCAGACGCUUCAACAUCGUCGACGGCAAAAGGAGAAUCCGAAGAGGAUUCUGUAAAAGUAUUGUCAUCAUAUGCAGAUGUUGUUGUCAUGAGACAUUCGGAAAAGGGAAUUAUGGAAAGAAUAAAAGAACAUGUUAAAGUACCAUUGAUCAACGCAGGUGACGGACAAGGAGAACACCCAAGUCAAGCACUACUUGACCUGUACACAAUUUUAACGUACUUCCCAAUAAUGGAAACAAACAAUGAACGAGCAUUCACCAUAUGCUUCGUAGGUGAUUUGAAAAAUGGAAGAACAGCACACUCACUGGCAAAACUAUUAAGCAGAUACAAUGUAGUCAUGAGAUACGUAGCACCAACACAACUACAAAUGCCAACUGAAAUACAAAGAGAAGUGGAAAAUAACUUCGCUAAAUAUAAUAUACCGGAUCUGCCACUCUCAAGGCAAACCAGCUUCAGCCAACUGGAAGAUGCAUGUGAAGGAGCAGAUGUUAUAUACGUAACAAGGUUACAAAAAGAAAGAAUGGACAGCCAAGGAGCCAAGGGGCUACUAGGGUCAUACGGAAUACAAAAGACAUUACUACCCAAAUUGAUGAAACAUGUCAAAAUCAUGCACCCACUACCGAGGAUAGAUGAAUUGCCGCCAGAAAUAGAUAAUGACGAAAGAGCUAUAUACUUCGAACAAGCACAAAAUGGCCUAUAUGUCAGAAUGGCAAUGCUAUACCUCAUUUUAAAUAGCAAAAGGUAGAUACAAGUG